AUGGAGACGACGAAGAAGCCGAGCAACAAGAUCGCAGAUAUCGUCAGGCUCCAGCGCAUGCUGAAGAAAUGGAAGAAGGCAGCGGACUCUCACAAGGGCAGCGGCGACAAGAAGAGAAAUGGCGUCCCCAAGGGCUUCCUCUCCGUCAGCGUGGGAGAGGAGAUGAGGAGAUUCGUGAUACCCACGGCUCACCUGGGCCACAGGGCCUUCCUCUCUCUUCUCAAGGAGGCCGAGGAGGAGUUCGGCUUCCAGCACGAAGGCGUGCUGAGGAUACCCUGCGCGGCGUCCUUGUUUGAGAGCAUCCUAGAGGUCGUCGAGAAAGAGAAAAAGAAGAAGAGAAAGGGCAAGGAAGUGUACGGCAGCUGCUCCGCAGAGGCUGACGUGAUGGACCGCUUCCGUCGACAAACGCAGAAGCCCAUCUGUGGCUGA
Messenger RNA from Spirodela intermedia, 429 nucleotides. Lineage: Eukaryota; Viridiplantae; Streptophyta; Magnoliopsida; Alismatales; Araceae. The record is from the annotation of a GenBank genome assembly.